CCUGUCAUCUGUCAGUUUUUGAAAAACAUUUGUUUUGUUUUCAGUUAUUUUCAAAUGAUUUUCGGCUGAAAUCAAUCAAUUUUGACCCAAAAAUGCAUUAACAAAGUAAAAAUUCCUUCCUGAGCCCAUUGAGAGGUGAUUUUAAAUGUUUCUCGACGUGGUUUCACCUUCAAACUCAAAUGAAUCUCGAAAUGGGUGAACGAAUUGAGGACUACGAAGUUUACAAUUUGUUAGGGAAAGGAGGUUUUGCCUCCGUAUAUCACGCAAAAUGUUUAAAAACCGGAUUAAAUGUCGCUAUAAAAAUGAUCGACAAGAAAAUGAUGCAAGCGGCUGGGAUGGUAAAACGUGUCGAACAGGAAGUAUCAAUUCAUUACAGACUUAAACACCCUUCUAUUUUGGAGUUGUAUACGUUUUUUGAGGACGCUAAUUAUGUUUAUCUCGUUUUGGAGUUAUGUCACAAUGGGGAGCUCAGGCAGUAUAUCAAAACUAAGGCAUUAACUGAGAGUGAAGUAAGCAGUAUUAUGAAACAAGUGGUAGAAGGCAUGAAAUAUCUCCACACCCACAAUAUUCUCCACAGAGACAUUUCCUUAUCAAACUUAUUACUAACCAAAGACAUGCAAGUCAAAAUUGCAGAUUUUGGUUUGGCCACACAAUUAUCACGUCCUGAUGAAAAACACACAACAAUGUGUGGAACCCCAAAUUUUAUCUCACCCGAAGUUCUUUCACGGACUUCCCACGGCCUUGAAGCCGACGUUUGGGGCCUUGGUUGUCUCCUCUAUAAUUUAUUAGUGGGCUCACCACCUUUUGACACUCACGGUGUUAAAAAUACUCUAAAUCGCAUCGUUUCGGCCAAUUUUCAUUUACCCAGUCAUUUGUCACCAGAAGCUAAGGACUUAAUUAAUUCACUUCUACAGAAAAAUCCUAAAGAUCGCAUCAAGUUGGACCAGAUUUUGGAGCACCCUUUUAUAACAAGAGGACAGUUGUUGAUGUCACAUUUGACUCAUGAUAGUGGGAUUCACACAAUGUCUAGCCGACGUGAUAGCGCUUUUAGCGAAGGUGCUAGUAAUAAUAUUUACAAUUUUAAAAGCAACUCUCAUAAUAUGGAACAACUGUCGCGGAAACUUCACGAUGUUAAUUUGAGGUCGACCUAUUCGGACCCUCCACUGUUCUCAAAUUGUGGCGAAAUUCGGAGCCACUGCAGUUGCGAACUGCCUCAAAAUAACGCAUAUCCCGCUGAUCCUGGAGGGAACAGGAUCCUCAAAGACAACUCGAACUACAAACCAAUUUUUUCUACAACUAGUAACAGUUCGAGUAAAAGUGACAAGAGUAAAACCCAGCGAUUGUUGCAACUGUGUUCGCAAAGACUACUUCCGAAAACGCACCGAACCGAAAAUUCCAUUUUACACAUAAUGGAAGACGGUGAAGUCGUCGUGGAACUGAUGAAGAAAAAAGGAAGUGCGAAACGUAACGUCGUUUGUGAUGUUUUACGCAUAUCUUCAGACGGGGCCAAAAUCACUAUUUACGAACCUAACGGCGGUAAAGGGGUCACCCCGGGGGCGGCUCCGCCCCCAAUACCCCCACAAGGGGGCUACGAAGCAUACACUAUCGAAAAUUUACCGGAAAAACACUGGAAGAAGUACAUGCACGCGUACCAAUUCGUGGCCCUUAUUAAGGAAAAAACCCCAAAGGUUACGUGUUACAAUGAUAAGAUGAAGUGCGUUCUGAUGGAGAAUUUGACCGAUUUUGAGGCCACUUUUUACGAAGGUGGAACCGUGACGAAAUCGUCUUUGAAAGGGAUUACGUUUCAAGACUCGUCCGGUAACAAACUUUUGGUCAAAACAAGUAACGAAUGCCGGAGUUUGACCGGAACUUUUGAGUAUAUGUGGUCGCAGUCGCAGGAGGCUUUGAAACACUGCCUCCUUUUGGAGGAGAUGUUGUCAAAGUUGGCUGGGCCCAAUUUUCCCGCUAUUAUAGGCAGGAGGCCGUGCUCGGGGCCAGGGAAGGAGAAUCAGACCCAGACUACCAUGAUGCCCUCGUUUGCUGUUUCUAUGAACAGUACGGCUGUAGGGUCGUUUCAGAGCAGUUCCUCUUUGAAGGAGAAGAAGGUGUCAGUGCCAGGGGUGGGCACGGCCGUGCAAUUGCCCAAUGGAGAAGUGCAAGUAAGGUAUGGUGACGGAUCCCAGUUGUCAAUGGACGGUAAACACCAAAUCAAAUAUCAGUAUUCGGACGGGAAUACCGUUACGUAUAGUGAUAAUGAUAAUAUCCCGCGUCCGAUAAGGGAAAAGUUGCAACACAUGCCAAAAAUUUUGAAACAGUUGAUGCCCAGUCCGACUACUCAUAAUUUUCGGUUAUAGUUUUACUAUUGUUCAUUGAAAAUGAAAUGCGUUUUGUAACGAGCUGACCAGUUUUUCAUUGCAUAGAGUAAGAUUUUUAAAAAUUGAAUAAAUAUUUUUGCACUAUUAAUUGA
Messenger RNA from Tribolium castaneum (red flour beetle), 2467 nucleotides. It is a transcript of the gene SAK, whose product is annotated as Sak kinase. The coding region runs from base 180 to 2354 and encodes 724 amino acids. Gene Ontology annotation, cellular component: nucleus; cytoplasm; kinetochore. Gene Ontology annotation, molecular function: ATP binding; protein serine/threonine kinase activity; protein binding. The transcript is spliced from 6 exons. The record is from RefSeq and is a predicted model, not a curated record. Lineage: Eukaryota; Metazoa; Arthropoda; Insecta; Coleoptera; Tenebrionidae. Gene Ontology annotation, biological process: mitotic spindle organization; protein phosphorylation.